Messenger RNA from Phymastichus coffea, 4550 nucleotides. Its product is annotated as dynamin-binding protein-like. Gene Ontology annotation, cellular component: cytoplasm. Bases 96 to 3764 code for a protein of 1222 amino acids. Gene Ontology annotation, biological process: intracellular signal transduction. The transcript is spliced from 9 exons. NCBI's taxonomy places the organism in Eukaryota, Metazoa, Arthropoda, Insecta, Hymenoptera, Eulophidae. The record is from RefSeq and is a predicted model, not a curated record. Gene Ontology annotation, molecular function: guanyl-nucleotide exchange factor activity; protein binding.
UCGUAGUUGACAAAACUUUGCAAACUUUUCUUACAUUCUUGUUAUUAUCAGCUGUCAUCAGACCGCAUGUCGUCAAAGAAAAAAUUUGAUUGAGAAUGGAGCCAGGGACACUUGCCAAAGUGUUAAAUGACUUUCUAACAACCGAAGAUGGCGAAUUGAGUCUCGUUAAAGGCCAAUACUUUUUGGUUGAAAAAGUUAUUGAUAAGCAUUGGUGUUAUGGUGAAUCAAAUCACAAAGUAGGAAAGUUUCCAAUCAAGUGUUUACAUAAAGUUGAAAUUCCUCGUAUAAAUGACAAUGAAGCAUUAUUCAUUUCUAUUGCUCCUUUCCGUGGGGAACAACCUGGUGAUAUAACUUUUGGCCUAGGUGAACUAAUCAUUGGCAAUCCAGAAGCAUCAUCUGGCUGGUUGUCAGGCCAUACAGAUGUGAGAGAAGGAAUAUUUCCUGCUUCGUAUGUUUGGCAAGUUGAUACAAAUCAAUUAAAGAUACCUAACAAGAAAAAUAUAAUAAAAAGAACAGCAAAAGUGAAAGCAAAUCUCAAAGCACAAUUGGAUGAAGAAUUGGAUUUAACUGAAGGAGAAAUUGUUAUAGUCACAGAAAUUUUGGAUGAUGGAUGGUGUCGAGGUUAUAAUGAACAUGGAAAUCAGGGUACUUUUCCUGAAGGUUUCAUCACAUACUUAGAGGAAUCAACCUUUGAUGAGGUGGAUGAUGAUCAUUCUGACUUUUCUAUAAUAAAUAACUUUGAAAAAUCUACUAUGAGUGAGAUGAAUCAGAAUCAAGCGCAUAAAAGUUACACAAAUAGUAUUCAAGCUCGUUAUAAUGAGCUACCAUCCAAUAAUUCUUCCAGAGAUAAUACUUUUCCACAAUCUGCUAUUGGUGGUCGAAUUUAUAAAGAUUUUGGAGAUAGUUAUCCGAGUAACAUUCAUCUUCACUAUGAUGAUCCUGCACCAGACUAUAAUGAAUUAUUUCCUGAAAAUGCAGUACCAAAGAUUGAUUUUACAACAGAAAAUAAUGCAUCAGCUCUCAAGCCAUAUGCAAUAUCAUUGUUUCCAUUUAAAGCUCAAUUUCCAAAUGAGCUGAGUUUUGAAACUGGACAAGUUGUUGAACUAGUUAGGUAUAUUGAUAACGAGUGGGCUGAAGGUAUAAUAAAUAAUGCCAAAGGUAUUUUUCCAGUAUCAUAUGUAAAUGUCAUUGUUGACUGUGUUGAAUCACAAAGUGUUAAGGCACAGGAUGAUGAACAAAGGAUGGAUGAGUUACAGAUAAAUGACCAUGUAAAAGUAGAAUAUCAAUUCGAUGCACAAAUGGAUGGUGAUUUAAGUGUUUCAGAAGGAGAGAUUGUCACUGUUGUAGAAAUGACUAAUAAAGAUUGGGUGACAGUAAAAAAUAAUCAUGGUAAAACUGGAUUUUGUCCAAGAAGCUAUCUUACUAAAAUAAGUAAAAUGAAUGAUCAGCAUGAUGAUGUUUUCCAUGAUGCUCUUGAUAAUUUUGUAAUGACAAGGAAUACAGAGAAAGAUGAGAAUGAUGGAUCAGCAGAAAGAUCUAAAAGAUUGUCAGAACCUCAUCGACCAGCACCUCCAGCACCCACACCUGGAAGAGUUCCUUUACAAAAACAGAAUAAUGUUGCUUGUGAUCCAAGUGAAGAACCUGAUGCAGGUACCUUAAUUAGACAAAAACGUGCUGACCAAAGACAAAAUGUUAUAACAGAAUUAUACCUAACUGAAAAAGAUUAUGUGAGAGACUUAAAAAUGACUUAUGAAACAUUCAACUUACAUAAUCCAGACUUUUUAGAAUCUAAAGGAAUAGAUGUAGUAACUCUCUUUGGAAAUAUUUCUGAAGUUACUGCAGUAGCUGAGGAGUUAUUAGAACUGAUUCAGAGAGCAAUGAAAGGUUGUGAUGAAGAUUAUCAAACUAUAGGACCUUGUUUUUUGAAAAUGUCUGAAAAGAUGAGGAAUGCUUAUGGAAGAUACUGCAGUAAUCAUGAAUCAUCAUUGGCGCUUUUGCAAAAGUAUGAAAGUAACAGAGAAAUUAUGAAAAUUUUUGAAAAAGGAGUUGAAACUUUAAGAAUGCAAGUAGCAUGUUUUGAUAUGAAUUCUGUAUUAAUCAAGCCUGUUCAAAGAAUUCUAAAAUAUCCAUUAAUUUUGAACGAAUUGUUGAAGGCAACCGAGGACGAUCAUCCAGAUAAACCAAAAAUUGGAGAAGCAGCUAUAGUAAUGGCAGAUGUUGCUAGUUAUAUUAAUGAAUAUAAGAGGAAAAAAGAAAUAGCUGAGAAGUAUUUGAGUUGUAACAACACUUUGAUUGGCCGCAUGGCCAAUUUAAAUAUGCACUCAGUAGCAAAAAAAUCUUCAAGAUUAAGUGCUAAGCUUUCAGUAACUUUAGGCUUAUCUAAUUUACCAUCGGAUCCAAAAUUCGACGAGUUAGCUAAAGAUUUCACUUCACUCGAAAAGUGCACAAAACAACUUAUGAAAGAUGUUAUGCAGUGCAUGGAUUAUUUAGAUAAUGAAACUUUAUGCGGCACAGUUCUCACGGAGCAAAUGCAUAUGUAUUUUACUGGAGUACCUUGCAACGAAGUCGAGAGACUUCGACAGUUACGAAAUGUUAUAAGAUUUCAAUUUUUGAAUAACUUUAAAGAAUGCGUGUGUAGACGUGUGGUAGAUCCACUAAAUUAUCUCAUUACAUUACUCGCUGGACCUGAACUAUUAAUCAAUAAGCGAUAUGACAAAAUGCUUGAUUAUGAUACCGCCAUUUCGAGAGACGGAAGAGGACCAGUGUCUGAUGAUUUGCAUACUGCAAAAAGUCAUUUUGAAGCAUUAAACCAACAAUUGAUAGAAGAACUUCCAGUUUUUAUCGAGGCUGGCACAUCAAUUUUGUACAAUUGCAUUGGAGCAUUUACAAAUGCUCGAAAACUUUACAAUGGCAAAAUUAUGAAAAGAUAUUUAAAUGUUUCAGAAUCUGUUAACCAAGUAUCUCUAGAUGCUAUAUUGGAAUCAUUUUUGGUUCACCAUAAUCUUCUCUACAAUCAAAUCAGUCGCUUCAGUUACGGAGGCUCAAAUUCAAGAACUGAAGAGAAUAAGGAUAACUAUUAUCUCCAAUCGACAGUGCAUAUAAAAAACUUAAAAUCCAAGUUUCCUCCAAAUAAUUUGUACGUAGUAACGAGUUCAGUCACAGGUUCAAGUCCACAUGAUUUACCAGUAACUAAAGGAACCAUAGUCGGCGUGAUAAAAACUCAAGAUCCUAUGGGAAAUACAUCAAAGUGGUUUGUUGAUAAUGGUACCUCGAAAGGUUUCGUGGAAAGUCAAUACUUGGAGCUUAGCGAUGAGGCAAAACUUAUCGAGGCAAGUGCAAGUGCCAGUGGAGCUUGUUCUGAAGAUACAACUGAUUUGAUGGCUCUCGAUUCACCAGUGAAAGCGGCUAAGCGAUACUCUGCCGAUCUUCAAUCUCUUUGCUCUAAUACGAGUGAUGAAUACGAACCAGCACCAAAUUAUGAGAAUAUAAUGAAAAUGAGUAACGAACUGAAAGCGGAAAAUACGAUACAUCCGGAACUGAAGCCAGAAAAGGUUUAUAACGAGAAACCAGAAGAAUAUGUUUAUGCUCUUUACGACUUUCAAGCGGUGGAUCUAGCCGGAACACUACCGAUCAAAGAAGGGCAAGCUUUGAAAGUAUUACAGAAACAUGAUGAAAAAAUGAAUUCAAAUUGGUGGCUGGUAGAAAAUCGAUUUGGUGGCAAAGGAUAUGUUCCAUAUAAUUAUGUUGGUAGCGAAAGAGCAUAAAAAAAGAAUUUAGUUCUCGUGCCUUAACUAUUUACUUGCUUAACUUGACAACUUACAAACUUUUUCCAUAUUUAUGAUAUAUCUGUGAUAGUUUUAAAAGUCCAACGUAGUAAUUUUUUUAGUUCUUUAUUUGUUUUUUUUAUGUUAUUGUUAUUGAAUUACCGAUCUUUGCUACGAUCGAAGUCUAUCUAUACAAAAUUUAAACGAAUCGAAGUAUUUGAUCUACUUUUAGAUUGAAAAUCGUUAAUUGUACUAUAUAUUGUAAAUUAUAUAUAUAUAUAUAUACAUAUAUAUAAAUACACAAAAGAGAAUCUACAUAAAAAGAUGAUAAAAUCAAGCAAUGGUUAGACUGUUGCUCUUAAAUUGAUUUAUAAAAAAUUAUAGUAAGCAAAUUAAUUUGAUGAGAUAAUCAUGUUAUCGCAUGGAACAAUUUUGUACCCUUGAAGAUUUCUACACAACUUUUUAUUAUAUCUUAAUAGCUAAUUGUAUAUUUAUAAAUGCAUUUGCCUCAAACAUCAGCUGUUAUUAAAUCUAAUUUUUGAAGAUAAAAUUGUUAUAUUUCAAAGCAUGUGUUAAAUAUACAUUCUACCUUGUUUCCCUUUCAUUUGAUUUAGAAUCUAUUUUGAAGUUUAUGAGAAAAUGUUUUCAAUGUUAAAUUAUGGUUUUUAGUUAAUCAAACUUCUUCUCGCGUGCUUUUUUCAAAAUCACAUGUCAUUCAUGUAAUUAAGAAUUUUCCUUGUUCAUUCAGUACCAUUUUAUGAUUAUCAAUAAAGGUUUUAUUAAUAA